Messenger RNA from Didymodactylos carnosus, 2181 nucleotides. The record is from the annotation of a GenBank genome assembly. NCBI's taxonomy places the organism in Eukaryota, Metazoa, Rotifera, Eurotatoria, Philodinida, Philodinidae.
AUGUCUGUUCGUAACCGAGCUACUGUAGUAACUAAAGAUAAUCCAUUACUAGCUUUAUCGGAAAGUUAUGAUGAAGAAAUUGAACCUUUGUUACGCACAAUUGAUCAAAUUCGAUCAAAAAUUUCUGAUGUUGAUACCACUAUUGAUCUACCAUCGAUCGUCGUCUUAGGUGAACAAAGCUCAGGAAAAAGCAGCGUGCUUGAGGCCUUAUCGGGUAUCAAUUUGCCACGAGGUGGACAGCACAUGACAACAAAAUGUCCAUUAGAGAUACGAAUGCGAAAAGCAAAUAACUGGCAUGCUUCAUUAGAAAGCAAAAAUAAAUUAAUAAAAGAUAAUAUUUCAAAUCACCAUGAUAUUGGCCAUUAUAUACAGAGUGAGCAAGACCGUAUUACACAAGGAAGAGACCAAAUAUCAAAACAAGUUUUAUCAUUGAAUGUUCAAGCGCCAUGGUUACCAAAUUUGACAUUGAUUGAUCUACCGGGCAUUAUUCAGAUAGCAUCAACGAAUCAAGAUAAAUCGUCUGUGCAAAUUAUUGAAGAGCUUAUCGCUGAAUAUCUCAAUAAACCAUCAACAAUCAUCUUGGCUAUUAUACAAAGUAAUAAUGAUAUUGAAACUUCAGCUGCCGUCAAAUUUGCUAAAAUGUAUGAUGCAGAGGGAGAAAGAACAAUUGGAAUAUUAACAAAAGUUGAUUUAGUCGAUCGAGGUGCCGAAGAUAGACUAUUAGACGUUUUUAAUAAUAAACGAAUACCACUAAAACAUGGUUAUCAUAUGGUCAAAUGUCGAACACAGGAAGAUAUUGAUAAUAACAUUGAACUUAGUGAAGCUCUCCGUAAAGAAGAACAAUUUUUUGUUAAAUCAUCAAAAUUCCAAUCGAUACCGUCUGAAAGACGUGGAUGUCCAGCAUUAGCUCGUCUAUUAACAAAAGAACUUGUUCACAAUAUAAAACAUUCCAUUCCACGUUUGACUGAAUGUUUACGCUUAAAAAUACAAGAUAUCGAACAACAAUUUCAUAAUCAUGGUAUCGAUGACUAUAAUCUAUUAACAACUGAAUUAAGAACAAAACAUAUAACAGAAUUGUUAUUUACAUCAAUGCAAAAAUUUCGAACAGAACUACACAAAGUGGAAGAAGGUGCCCAAAUUAAUAAUCCGUUAUACCAUCUCAUUCAUGAAAUGAACGAUGAUUUUUAUAAUAAAAUGCAUCAAGCAAAAAUCGAAGAAACCAAUUUAAUUAGUCUUAUUAAAGAAGCAAUGUACGCAUGUCAGGGUCCAGAACCAAGUGAUUAUAUUUUAUUUCGUGUAACAAAGACCGUAUGUCUAAAUUAUAUUAAAAAUAUUCGUCAACCGAUGGAAAAAUAUCUGGGUACAAUGAUUGAAAAAACAAAUCAUGUAAUAUCAAAUAUAAUCGAAAAAUUUUUCUAUCUUCGACCAAAUUUAUUACAACGAAUGUAUAAUCUUCAUGAUGAACUUGAAAAAAAAUUGAAAAUUGAUUGUUAUACCGAAUUAGAAUUGUUGUUAGAAAUGGAAGAAGCAUUUGUAUACGCUGAUAAUCACAUUUAUCGUGGGACGUUGCAGCAAAUGAAACAAGAUAUACGUAUAAAAGAUCCAUUAACAACAAACGCAAGAACUGUAUAUUCAGCACUACCUUCAACAACAGUAACAACAUCAGCAUCAUCAUUGAAACGUCAAAACGAUGGUACAAAUGAUGAAUCACCAUCUGCAGCCAAAAUAUUGCGAACAAAUGCAAAUCAAUCAUCUGUACCACGUAGCAGUUUUGUUUCAACAUAUACUCGUCCACAUACUAAUUCUGUCUCUUCUUCUAUUGGCACAACAAAUUUAAUAACGUCAUCAUCCAAUAAUUCGAUUUUUCAAACUUCUUCAUCCGAUUUAACUGAAGAAAUUCUUGAAUAUAAAAUUCGAAUAUUGGCAACAUGUGAUAUUAUUUGUAAACGUAUUAUUUUAUCCUAUCCACAACGUUGUGAAUGGUUAAUUGUUCGAAAACAAUUUCAACAACUUGACUUAAAAUCAUCAAUAUUAAAUAAUAUUAGCUUAGAAAAUCUUGACGUUUUGAUGGCUGGUGAUCCGGAAACAGAGAAAAAACGUGGAGAAUUAAUUCAAAAACGGAACGUGUAUGAAGAAGCUAUUAAAUAUUUACAAAAAAUUGGACAAAAUCCUCGAACAUGA